This is a messenger RNA of Phlebotomus papatasi, 1809 nucleotides long. RefSeq lists its product as uncharacterized. The transcript is spliced from 4 exons. NCBI's taxonomy places the organism in Eukaryota, Metazoa, Arthropoda, Insecta, Diptera, Psychodidae. The record is from RefSeq and is a predicted model, not a curated record. Bases 1 to 1809 code for a protein of 602 amino acids.
AUGUGCCUACCAGGGAAGCAGAAGAUUCUUUCCACAGUUGUGAAGGAGGAACUAGUCAAAUGCAUGAGCAAGGAGAACGUCAUCAAUCGGAUCACAGGAGAGAGGAAUGAAAUCACCAGACUUGGGGGUCAACGAUCCCACAGACUGAGAGCGACAGAGAUAGCAUCAGUGAAUGGUUUCUUGCUCGUGCAAGAUCAGGUCUUCUGGCGGGAAUUUCGGAGGUCAACUAGCAAUCAACAGGAAAAGUUCAAUGCCCUCUUUUUGAGGCAAUUGGGGCACGUCACCAACAUGCCAUCAGCUGAUUGGGUUGUAAACAAGACUGAUGUUCCUAUACCUCACGAAGACUAUGAGAACAAAAUGCUAAACAUAGUAUCAGACGAGUCAACAUACAAGAAAAUACCAAUGUCCAAGACAAUCACUACAGAAAACAAGAACAAUGCGUUGGUGAAAAAACUGUACGAUAGAGGACACAUUGAUCCUAUCACUAGACGACAACUUACCACGCACAAUUCAAGGACCCCUAGGAUUUAUGGACUCCCCAAAAUCCACAAACCAGAUACUCCCUUAAGACCUAUUGCAUCAUGCAUAAAAUCACCCACAUACAGUCUCUCUAAAUUCCUGAUACACAUUCUCAGGCAAGCAACCAAUUUAGGAGGAUACAGCGUGAAGGACUCGUACGAGUUUGUGGAUAGAGUCUGUAACACAGAAGUACCCGAAGGAUACAUAAUGAUCAGUUUGGAUGUGGUAUCCCUAUUUCCAAACAUCCCACGUCAGCUGGCAAUGGAAAUAGUAGAUGAACUCUGGAAUUCUAACAAAAUCAACACAGAUAUCAGUAAGGAUCUCUUCGAACAAAUGCUACGCCUAUGCCUCGAAACAAGCUACUUUACAUACAAUGAUCAACAUUAUGUCCAAAUUGAUGGAAUGCCCAUGGGUGGCCCGCUUUCCCCAGUGAUUGCAGAUAUUGUUAUGGAUCAUGUAUUGAUCAACAUAACCCAAAGAAUCCCAUUCCAAAUUGUCUGCCUGACUAAAUAUGUGGAUGAUUUGUUCUGCCUGAUCCCACAUGACAAAUCCGAUGAAGUCCUAUCGUACUUUAAUAACUACCAUGAAAAACUCCAAUUCACAAUUGAAAAAGAAGUUGAUGGAGCCAUACCAUAUCUGGAUACAUACGUAGUGAGACAAGAAUCAUGCAUGCGUACAAUGUGGUACAAAAAGCCGAUAGCAUCGGACAGGAUGCUAAAUUAUCACUCAAACCAUCCUUUACAACAAAAAGUCAGCACUGCGAUUGGUCUCAUUAACCGGGUUCUCAAGUUAACAACAGCCAAUACAGACAAUACGAAGAACAUAAUUAUUACGAAAUUAAAAAUGAAUGGUUUCCCGACUAGAUUAAUCAAUGCUCUCUGGAACACCCACAACAACAACACAAAUCACAACACAACACGAGAGGACACAAAUCCAAAUGACGUCACAUAUAGAUCCAUAAUGUACAUACCAACACUCAGUGACAAGAUCCGAAAAAUACUAAGAUCGGAAAUGAAUGAAUUAAAAAUAUCAUUUAAAUGUCGCAAUACGAAUCACAAACUACACACUAAUCUCAAAGAUAAAAUCAACCCUUUAGCAGAUAGUGGAGUGGUCUAUCAGAUCCCAUGCGAAUGUGGUAAAACGUAUGUGGGGAAGCAGAAGAUUCUUUCCACAGUUGUGAAGGAGGAACUAGUCAAAUGCAUGAGCAAGGAGAACGUCAUCAAUCGGAUCACAGGAGAGAGGAAUGAAAUCACCAGACUUGGGGGUCAACGAUCCCACGUAACGGAAUAG